AUGUCGACAGCAAGUUUCAGACGAAGUCCAGGCUUCAGGAAUCCAGAUGAAGAUUUCGUCUUGCAUGGACGCUCUUCUUCCUUCUGGGAAAAACCAGCUUAUUUGACCAAUUCCCAAAUAACAAAUUCUUCGACAAGGCUUACAAGUCAACACACAAUGUUUAACCCAGCAAAAUACAGUGACAGACACUAUGUCAAAUCCCUGGGAGAUAUAGCAAAUAAUUUAGGAAACCUCAGUGCAAAUCUUGACAAAAGUGUCUCUUUCAGCAAAAAAUUGCAAUCCAAAGAAUUUAGCAAUAAGUCUCUCACAAACUUCAUUAACACUGAAGAUGAAUUAUCCCAACUCCGCUCACAGAGUUCAGACUUGAGCUUUAGAGGUCAGCCAUUAAGGGUAAAUGAAAAUGAUUGGUUAAACAGAUCAAACUCCUGGAUGUCUCAAAACAUAACCAACAAAUACAAGACAAGUAAUCCCUACAAAGGUGAGAUGGAUGAAGAGGAGGAAUUUACAAAGCAGGAAAAGAUAGAGUACCCUCUUAGUACCAAUGACUCUCUGUCUCUCAGAUUCUUCCCUGUCACUAUGUCUGCUCCUUAUGAACUUUCUUAUUUAGAUAUCAAUGUUCCUUCCACAAAAAAACACAGCAUACGACCUAAAUCUGCUCCACGUUUUACAACUUCCAAGCCUAGUAAAUCCCAGUCAAAAGUGGGCCCAUUCACCAGGAGUGAUGUAGACAAAAUGUUUCUUAUGUCAUCUGAGGCCCCAGCUACAGCCUUGUCAUCAAAAGUGAUUACUUCCCCAUACCAGCCAGAGAUUGCCAGACUACGUAUGGAACGUCUACGUAUUGAGCAGGAUAGGCUGCUGGAGAUGAAACGCUUUGAAGAAAUAGAACGGAUUCGUGGACCAAACCCUAGAUGGUAUGAGUCUAAAGGUCCAGACUUCCACUAUGAGUGUAGUAAAAAUACAGAAUUGAUGAAACAUGAAAACCAUUGGGAUGAAUUGGUGGAUUAUCGCAACAGUCUGUUAAAAUCUUCAGAUGAUUUCAGGAAGUCAUAUGAAACAUUUGCCUAA
Molecule: messenger RNA, 1065 nt
Organism: Ylistrum balloti
Lineage: Eukaryota; Metazoa; Mollusca; Bivalvia; Pectinida; Pectinidae
Exons: 4
Coding region: 1-1065 (354 amino acids)
Source: RefSeq, a predicted model, not a curated record